Messenger RNA from Schistocerca piceifrons (Central American locust), 2624 nucleotides. Its product is annotated as eukaryotic translation initiation factor 2-alpha kinase 1-like. Bases 438 to 2378 code for a protein of 646 amino acids. The transcript is spliced from 12 exons. Gene Ontology annotation, biological process: protein phosphorylation. NCBI's taxonomy places the organism in Eukaryota, Metazoa, Arthropoda, Insecta, Orthoptera, Acrididae. The record is from RefSeq and is a predicted model, not a curated record. Gene Ontology annotation, molecular function: ATP binding; protein kinase activity.
UGAACGAAAUACGAUUGAAGAUCCGUAUGAGAUAAAGUGUGGCAAUAUUUGGCAACAAGUGCCCUGAUUGAUGAAAAAUUUGAGUUGGGCUGAUAUCGAACGAGAAUCGUCUUGCAUGCGUCAUAGAUAGUCUCGAAUAUUCACUCUCCACCACUUACAUCCGACGGUUACAAAUAAACAGGUGCAUUUUCUAUACAUGACCAGUUAUCACUGAGGCCAUUCGGCUCCAACGUUUGUGUAAGAAUUAUCUGAGAUGUUAUUUAGCGGCAGGUCGGCGCACGCUUGAGUGCGGUGCGGUAUAAGCAUGUAGGGUCUAGUAUGGACUUGUCAGGUUGCCUUUGUGUAUUGUUGGUUAGAAGUGAUUUGUGUUAGCCGAUAAGCUGAAGUUGGAGAAAAAGUUUCACAGGUGCUGCAGCUGAUAUAGCAAAUGUUCCAAUAUGGAUGCAGGAUCACAUCAGCAGGGAGAUGAUGAGGAUGAUGUCUUGCCAUCUUUACAAACAGUCACGAAUUUUGAUGAUGGAAAUGGUGAUGUUCCUGAGCCUACUGAUACUGAAAAUGGUUUUUGCUUUGAAGAUUCUCCAGUUGUUGCAAGUAGAAGUCUAAUAAGGCCAGAAGUUACUCGACUUGCUGGAGAAGAUGAUGCAGGUCUUGUGGUAGAAGCAGAGUUUCCUUCACAGGAAACGAGUUUUUUAAUUGAAUCAUUGGUUAAACAACUUUGCAAGUUCGUAGAGAAAAAUGCUACCAAACAGAGAGCUCUGUAUGAUGCUAUUUGUCGUAUUCUUUUCAAACUGAAAUUAAUUGAUGGUACAUAUGCAAUAGAAGAACUAGAGUUUAUGAGAAACCGUUAUGUGCAAGCAGUUUGGGAUCUUCUUCAAAUUGCAAAGAUAGGAAAUGAACCAGGAGCAAAUAAUAGAUUGAUCAGUGUUGCCAGGAAAGAUUCGUUCAAGAAAGCUUUGCCCAGCAAGCUCCUGGUCCCUGAAAAAUUGUUUGAAUCAUCUCGGUAUCAAACGGAAUUUGUCGAGUUGGAGUAUAUAGCACAUGGUGGGUUUGGCUAUGUUUACAAAGCAAGAAACAAAUUAGAUGGUGGUGAAUAUGCUAUAAAGAAAAUUUGUCUGAGAUAUCACAGAGUUGAUAAUUUUCUUAAAAGCCUGCAAGAGGUAAAGCUUUUGGCUAAACUGCAUCAUCCCAAUAUUGUUGCUUAUAAAGCAGCUUGGCUAGAACCGUUCCAGCAGAGUUCCAAUUUAGACUGUCAAAGCAGUAUUACUGACGAUUCCCGUAGCACAUCAUUAAAUGAUGCCUCUGAUGGGAUGUCUCCAUCAAGUGAGAUGUGUAAUGGGCAGAGAGCAAAUUAUGCUUUGUCUGGAAAUGCAACAUACAGUAGCAGUUCUCAGAGCAGUGCCAGUGAAAGUCAUGAACAAGUAAGCCAUGUAUCUGCAUCACAUAUGCAUCUAAAAAGCAAAGAGAAAUCCUAUGAUUCAGCCGAUAAAUGCUCUUCAAAGUCUACAAGUACAGAAUCCUCAGAAGAUAAGGCUAUUUGUGUGCCAUCCCAUUUAGAGGAAAUAACAUGUAAAAACCUGAAACGACUGAUACCACCUGAGAGAGAUUGUGCCACACUUUAUAUACAGAUGCAGCUAUGUGAUCAAACACUUCUGCAAUGGCUAAAUAAUAGAAAUAAUAAAAAGAUACCCAUAGAUAUUACACAAUGCCUCAAAGGAUUUCGCCAUCUGGUUUGCGGAAUUGAGUACAUCCAUUCCCAAGGGAUAGUUCAUCAUGACAUUAAGCCAAGCAAUAUUUUUGUAAAUAGUGAGCUGAGUCAAGUCCAAGUGGGUGACUUUGGCCUUGCAUGUUUUCUGCAACAUUCACACAAGGAUGUUGCAUUAUUAUCACAGCCAACGUUGUAUGGUGACCACAGGAAUAUGGAAAUUGGAACAAAAACAUAUGCUGCUCCUGAACAGCUUGAAGGUGUUUGUAAUCAAAAGAGUGACUUAUAUAGUUUGGGAAUUGUACUGUUUGAACUGCUUCAGCCGUGUUAUACAGACAUGGAGAAGAGCAUUCUUAUAAAAGAUCUAAAAGAUGGUGCUGUGUCACAGGAGUUGUGUGCAGCAGCACCAGAACUGGUUGAGAUGAUGAUACGCUUGACUUCAUGUUCUUUGGACAGAAGACCUACAUCAAAAGAACUGUUGGCUCAGCUGGAUUACUUAUCAUGCCACAAUACUAAUGAGAGCUCAGUAAUAAAACAUCUGUUAAGUGAAAUAAGCCAACGUGAUAAAGAAAUUGAAGAACUGAAGCAUGAAAAGAGACAGUAUGCGCAAGAAAUACUGGAACUGAAACUUAAAUUGGAGAGAUAUGAGACUUUAGAUAUGUCAUCAAAAAUUUAGUGUAAAUCUUCCUAGACUUUACAAAUGUGCUCAACUUCUACUCAUUGCCAGAUGAAUAUAAGACAAUGCCCAGUAUCUAGCUAUUUGGUAUCAAAUACUCUAAUUAGAUAGAAAAGAUGUGAGGGAAAGUGGAGCCAUGCAGACCAUGUGCCAAUUUAAAAAACUUUGAUUAAUUUCAUCAUAGUGUUCCUUUAUUAUGUGUCAUUGUCACUACCUAUUUAUUGUACCAAAUGUUAAUAACAUGAU